Molecule: messenger RNA, 3343 nt
Organism: Odocoileus virginianus texanus
Lineage: Eukaryota; Metazoa; Chordata; Mammalia; Artiodactyla; Cervidae
Gene: SLC7A1
Product: solute carrier family 7 member 1
Biological process (GO): L-arginine import across plasma membrane; L-ornithine transmembrane transport
Cellular component (GO): plasma membrane
Molecular function (GO): L-lysine transmembrane transporter activity; L-ornithine transmembrane transporter activity; L-arginine transmembrane transporter activity
Source: RefSeq, a predicted model, not a curated record
ACUUGCCUUCGGUCUGUGAUCGGAACCAGCUGCCCCCUCUCGAGCCCCCUGAGACGCUGUCGCUCCAGGACCAGGGACCCCCGGGUGACGAGGUGACAGUCCUCACAUCGUAGUCCAGACCAGAAGCCGCAGGAUGGGGUGCACUGCACUGAUGGGCGUCGGGCAGCAGAUGCUUCGGAGGAAGGUGGUGGACUGCAGCCGCGAGGAGAGCCGGCUGUCGCGAUGCCUGAACACGUUCGACCUGGUGGCGCUGGGCGUGGGCAGCACGCUGGGGGCCGGCGUGUACGUACUGGCUGGGGCCGUGGCGCGGGAGGACGCGGGCCCCGCCAUCGUCAUCUCCUUCCUCAUCGCCGCCCUGGCCUCCGUGCUGGCCGGCCUCUGCUACGGCGAGUUUGGCGCGCGGGUCCCCAAGACGGGCUCGGCCUACCUGUACAGCUACGUCACUGUGGGCGAGCUCUGGGCCUUCAUCACCGGCUGGAACCUCAUCCUGUCCUACAUCAUCGGUACCUCAAGCGUAGCGCGGGCCUGGAGCGCAACGUUUGACGAGCUGAUUGGGAAGCCCAUUGGGGAGUUCUCGCGGACGCACAUGGCCCUGCAUGCGCCCGGGGUGCUGGCCGAGAACCCAGACAUAUUCGCUGUGAUCAUCAUCCUCAUUCUCACAGGACUUUUAACUCUGGGUGUGAAAGAGUCCGCCAUGGUCAACAAAAUAUUCACGUGUGUCAACGUUCUGGUGCUGGGCUUCAUCAUGGUGUCGGGGUUUGUGAAAGGAUCAAUUAAAAACUGGCAGCUCACGGAGGAGGACUUCCGGAACACGUCGGGUCACCUCUGCCUGAACAAUGGCACGAAGGAAGGGAAACCUGGUGUCGGUGGGUUCAUGCCCUUCGGGUUCCCCGGCGUGCUGUCAGGGGCAGCGACCUGCUUCUACGCCUUCGUGGGCUUUGACUGCAUCGCCACCACAGGGGAGGAGGUGAAGAACCCGCAGAAGGCCAUCCCUGUGGGCAUCGUUGCUUCCCUGCUCAUCUGCUUCAUCGCCUACUUCGGGGUGUCGGCCGCCCUCACCCUCAUGAUGCCUUACUUCUGCCUGGACAAGAACAGCCCCCUGCCGGACGCCUUCAAGCACGUGGGCUGGGAGGGUGCCAAGUAUGCAGUGGCCGUUGGCUCCCUCUGUGCCCUGUCCACCAGUCUUUUAGGUUCCAUGUUUCCCAUGCCUCGAGUUAUCUAUGCCAUGGCUGAAGAUGGGCUGCUGUUUAAAUUUUUGGCCAAAAUCAACGACAGGACCAAAACGCCAAUAAUCGCCACCCUAACCUCGGGUGCCAUUGCCGCGGUGAUGGCCUUCCUCUUCGACCUGAAGGACCUGGUGGACCUCAUGUCCAUCGGCACUCUCCUGGCUUACUCUCUCGUGGCUGCCUGCGUCUUGGUCUUGCGGUAUCAGCCCGAGCAGCCCAACAUGGUAUACCAGAUGGCCAGGACUAGCGAUGAGCUCGAACCAGUUGACCAGAAUGAGUUGGUGAGCAGCAGCGAUUCUCAGACGGGCUUUUUACCGGAAACAGAGAGGCUUUCUUUGAAAACUGUACUCUCACCAAAAAAUACAGAGCCUUCCAAAUUCUCCGGGCUAAUCGUGAACAUCUCAACCAGCCUCCUAGCACUUCUGGUCAUCACCUUCUGCAUGGCAGCUGUGCUUGGCAAGGACGCCCUGGUGAAGGGGGAGUUGUGGGCAGUCUUUCUACUCAUGGGCUCUGCCUUCCUCUGCUCCGUGGUCACGGCCAUCAUCUGGCGGCAGCCCGAGAGCAAGACCAAGCUCUCAUUCAAGGUGCCCUUCUUGCCGGUCCUUCCCGUCCUGAGCAUCUUCGUGAACGUCUAUCUCAUGAUGCAGCUGGACCAGGGCACGUGGGUCCGGUUUGCUGUGUGGAUGCUGAUCGGCUUCUUCAUCUACUUCGGCUACGGUCUCUGGCACAGCGAGGAGGCGACCCUGGCCGCCGACCCCACAAGGACUCCUGACGGUCACUUGGAUCAUUGCAAGUGACGCAUGGUCCUGCCCCCGAGAGACCCCCGCAGCACCUCGCACCACCACCCCACCCAGCCCGCGUGCCCGGAGCCCAGCGCAGCCCACGUGCGGCCCGCGGCCCCGACCCCCUGCCAGCUCUUGGUGGGGCCACGUGGCCGGGGCUGGGACUGGCCACCGCCUGCCUCCGAGCCUCCUCCCAGACAAGGACGGCAGCCCCUCUCCUCGCCCGUCCGGCACCCCGGCUGCCACGGCCUUGGGCAGAAUGGAGGUCACCUCGGGAGCCCAGGCCUCUAUCCCGGGGGCGCCUUGUCGGGUCCCGUCCCCGCCUUGGCCCAGCCCCAGACAGCCGCCCCGGUGCUGGGUGUCUGUCCCUUGGCUGUGCCCAUGCCCUGGCCCAGCAGUUUAGUUUACUGAGAGAGGAAGACCAGACCAUCUCCUCCUGCUCUGCCCUCUGAGCUGCCUCCGGAGGGUCGCCGGACUGUGACCGCCCCCUCCCUCCAGGCAGGGGCCUUGGCCCGCACUCUGCACACUCCUGCCAGGGGACCAGGCUCCCCCCCGCCAGCCUCCUGCAGCCACCGGCCCUCCAGCAGGUCCCCGCUGCUGCUUUGGCCGAGUCCUGAGUAACUGGAACGUGACACUAUUUCUGUAGGACCUGCCUCAAAAGAGCGGAGCUUAGCUGAGCGCUCCCCCUGGUCCCAGCUCCUCGCGGGGUCCUGCCCCCUCUGCUGCUCAUGGGUCUCAAGGUUCCCCAGGCCAGUGUCUGCUCGUCCUGAGUGACGCACGGCCCCCCCUUGCCCCCCAGCUGCCUCUGGCCCCUUGUGCGUCUGAUCGUCACACAGAGUCCUCCUGUCCUUGGCUGUGAGUCGCCAUGCAAUCCAGCCGGCGAUGAUGGUGAUGUGGAAAAUGGCCGAGUCGUUCCCUGAAUUGUUCAGGGUGUGGGGGUCUGCCCGCGGCGGGGCAGUGUGGGGUCCUGUGCUGUCCCGCUCGUGUGCUCUGUGAGUGUCGUUGGAUGCCGCGGGGACCCUUGCCUUCGUAAUGACCGCGUGUCCUUGUGCACAUGGCGCGCCCUGCCAAGGCCCCAGGGACACUCCUUGCAGGUGGGCCGUGCCUUCCUUCCCAAGAGUGGAGUUGGGGGAUGGAAGGGCCUGCUUUGGUAGGAGGUGAGGGGGCUGGCAUUUCUGACUCCACACAAAAUGUAAAUGCUGCUUGUGAAGCUUAGCUCCCAUUAUCUUCCCCCUCUGCCCUUUGACACAAAUCUGGUAGAAAGAAGCCUGAUAAACUGAUGGCUCUUGGCUUUUCUCCCUCUGCCCCAGAAAGUUCUUGGAGGAAAAAAAAAAA